Messenger RNA from Brugia pahangi, 1794 nucleotides. The record is from the annotation of a GenBank genome assembly. NCBI's taxonomy places the organism in Eukaryota, Metazoa, Nematoda, Chromadorea, Rhabditida, Onchocercidae.
AUGCUAAGUAGUGGAGGAAGAAGUACGUUAAGUUUUGCUGGAUUGUUGAGGUUUCUAUUGCUACUUCCACUUAAUGCAGAUUUGCUUCCCGAAAGCAAUAGCGGGACAGGAAGCGAUGUCGUUGACAACAAGACAACGAAGAUACCAAUAUUAUCAAUUGAUGAACACAGUGAAGAUGUGGAAGAAAGGAAAAGUUCGAUGGCUAUUUUUUUCAUACUCAUGGUGAUUGCUGUGUCAACAUUGGUCGUGCAUAUACUUAUCGUAUCUAAAUUAUAUUUUAUACCAGAAAGUGCUGUAAUUGGUCUUGUGUUAUCAUACAGUAAAAGAGAUUGGACAGAAGUAGAAACAUUUAGCCCCAGUAUAUUUUUUCUUGUUCUCCUUCCGCCGAUUAUUUUCGAGAAUGGUUAUAACUUGCACAAAGGCGAUUUCUUCAUGAAUAUGUUCCCGAUCUUAUCAUUUGCUACACUUGGAACAGUAAUAUCUGCUUUAACUAUUGGUUCAGUUUUGUACGUCCUUGGCCAGGCAGAUUUAAUAUAUAAAAUGCGUGUCGCAGAGAGUUUUGCAUUUGGCUCAAUGAUCUCUGCUGUGGAUCCAGUUGCUACGCUUGCAAUCUUUCAAGCAUUAAACGUUGAACGAAUGCUAUAUAUGCUUGUUUUUGGCGAGUCCAUAUUUAACGACGCUGUUUCUAUCGUUCUUACAUCUACUUCGCUGGAAAUGUCUCUUCAAAAUGUUACAUGUUCGACAUCAGUCAGCUUAUUUUCCCCUGUAAUUUCCAGAUUUACCUAUAUCUUUCUCAUAUCUGCUCUUCUUGGUGUCUUUGUUGGACUUCUUUCGGCACUGAUGUUCAAGUACGUUGAUCUGCGUAAAACGCCAUCACUGGAAUUUGCUUUACUACUUAUAUUUGCAUAUUUGCCAUACGGUCUUGCAGAUGCCAUUUCACUUUCAGGUAUAAUGGCUACUUUAUUUUGCUCAAUAACCAUGUCUCAAUACACUCAUUUCAAUAUUUCGCCUAUAACACAAAUCACUAUGCAACAGACAUUUAGAACAUUAGCAUUUGUGGCAGAAACUUGCACUUUUGCAUAUUUGGGACUGGCUUUGUUUACAAUCAAACUUCAAUUUGAACCAAUGUUUGUAUCAUGGAGCAUUUUGCUUUGCUUCGUCGGUCGUGCGUUCAAUGUAUUUCCCCUGGCUUAUCUAGCCAACAAAUGUCGUCAUCCUCAGAUUUCUGUAAAGAAUCAGUUCAUAAUGUGGUAUAGUGGUAUGAGAGGAGCUGUGGCAUUUGCAUUAGCUUUACAUAUAUCGAUAGAAAAUCAGGAAACAAAAAGAGUUUUGUUAACAACAACACUUUUCAUCGUGUUAUUCACCAUUAUUUUUCUUGGUGGUACAACUUUACCUGUGCUAUGGAUGCUAAGCGGUGCAUUCCCGGAUAGGAAGCAGCAAAAGAGUGUAGGAAUACGAAAAGCGAGUGACACGGAUAGAUCUGCUGUGCUGCUAAGUAAAACGCAAGAAAUGUUUAUAUUCGAUCAAUCGGAACAUUUGGCUGAUACAGAAGAGAUUGAUAAAUUUACCAAAUAUGAGAGAGAUACAUAUAAGGGAGCUGCUUACAAAUUUAACAAGCUAUUUGUCCGACCAUUCUUCGUCCGGAAAUAUACGUUGCAAGAGCUACAGGAGAAUCGAAUGAGUAUGCAUCGAAUCACAAAUAAAUUACUUAAUGCAGACUGUAGUGGUGUAACUCCACAGUUCUCUACCGAUGAAACCUCUACUAGUUCUUCAAUAGCCCAGUCGUUACUGUAA